AUGUCUCGGAUUCUUCCUUCUGACGACGCAACGAACCCUUUGCUACGGACAGCGAGGGUAGGGCCUGUGGCAGCUGCAGACGAGACAUGCAAUGUCCCGACAGGAGCACACAGUAACGGGCAUGUUGAGGCCUCGCUGGUCAAGUGGAACGAGCCUCGCAUCAACACAUGGAGGGUUCUUGCUACCUUCUUCAGCUUCAUCAUAGUCGGAGCUAAUGAUGGAACAUAUGGCGCCCUGGUUCACUAUCUCGGCGAAUACUAUUCCAUCGACUACGCCAUUCUCUCCCUGGUCUUCCUUUCACCGUGUAUAGGGUACACCGUCGCAGCCCUCGGGAACAGCUGGCUGCACGCACACUUCGGGCAGCGCGGCGUGGCACUGCUAGGAUCAGGAUGCCAUCUGCUAGCCUACGUUUCCUCCGCCCUGCAUCCGCCGUACCCCGUCCUAGUCCUGAUUUUCGUGCUGGCCGGGCUGGGAAACGGUCUUUUGGACGCCGCGUGGAAUGUCUGGAUUGGUGGGAUGGCUGACAGCAGUAGGCUGAUGGGGUUCCUGCACGGCUUCUAUGGCCUCGGUGCGGCCCUUGCUCCGUUGACUGCGACGUCGCUGAUCAGUCGCCAUGGCCAGCCGUGGUAUCGGUAUUAUUACUUCAUGGCCGCGGGGGCGUUUCUGGAGCUCCUGGCUCUCACGGCGACGUUCUGGUCGGCGCGGGGGAGUGUGGGCAAUACCCUGGAUCAUGCGCCGGAGCAUGGGGAUGGAGAUGGAGAAGGCAUUCGACACAGACAGCGGCGUGGGGGGGUUCGGGAUAGUGCGCUGAUCCAGUCAGUGCGGAAUCCCGCUACUUGGAUAAUAUGUUUGUUUAUUUUCAUUUACUCCGGGGUGGAGAUUGCCGUUGCGGGGUGGAUUUUCGAAUUCCUUGUUGACCAACGAGGGACAUCAUCCUUGCAAGCAGGCGUGGUCAAUUUCCUCUAUUGGGCUGGUCUCACCCUUGGCCGGGUGAUUCUCGGAUUCUUGACGAACUAUCUACGUGCUGAGAAAUCGACGGUGAUGGGGUACUUGCUGGCGUGUGUGGCAUGCCACUCGGUCUUUUCUCUCGUCCAUGGUUCCUUUGCGGUCUCGGUGACUACGGUGACCCUGCUAGGGUUCUUUCUCGGUCCAUUAUUUCCGGAAUCUGUUAUUGCUCUGGUUCACCUGCUGCCGAAGGAGCUGCACAUUGCCGGUAUUGGCAUCGCAGUGACGUUGGGGAGUGCCGGGGGAUGUGUCUUUCCAUUUAUCAUCGGGGCACUUGCGAACGUUGCAGGUAUUGGGGUCUUGCCAUUGGUCAUUUUUGUGAUGCUUGUUAGUUGCUCUUUCCUGUGGUUCCUCUCUGCUGUUGUUUUGAAAAGAAGAUACUAG
This is a messenger RNA of Aspergillus mulundensis, 1389 nucleotides long. Its product is annotated as MFS transporter. The coding region runs from base 1 to 1389 and encodes 462 amino acids. Gene Ontology annotation, cellular component: membrane. The record is from RefSeq and is a predicted model, not a curated record. Gene Ontology annotation, biological process: transmembrane transport. Gene Ontology annotation, molecular function: transmembrane transporter activity. The transcript has 3 exons. NCBI's taxonomy places the organism in Eukaryota, Fungi, Ascomycota, Eurotiomycetes, Eurotiales, Aspergillaceae.